Messenger RNA from Parathielavia appendiculata, 2262 nucleotides. RefSeq names its product MFS general substrate transporter. The coding region runs from base 286 to 2073 and encodes 595 amino acids. Gene Ontology annotation, cellular component: plasma membrane. Lineage: Eukaryota; Fungi; Ascomycota; Sordariomycetes; Sordariales; Chaetomiaceae. The transcript has 4 exons. Gene Ontology annotation, molecular function: transmembrane transporter activity. Gene Ontology annotation, biological process: transmembrane transport. The record is from RefSeq and is a predicted model, not a curated record.
CACACUCGAGAUACACCACCGAUUUCGGGGACGUGACAGACAAGAAUGGCACGAUCUAAUCUUAUCAGAUGCAGGCAGGCUUGAUAGGAGAAAACGGAAAAACGGGACAGUCCCGGGCCUUCAUCGGGUCGGGAGAGCUGCAGCUUUGAUCAAUUGAUACCACCCUGAUCCGACCCAACCUUCUGGUUCUGUUUACCUUACCAAACUUCAAUCCCUUCUUCCUCUUUUCCAGUCAUUGCGACUCUGAGUGUCGUCUGUCUCGGUCCCCUCAGAGCAAAAACCAAAAUGGCGCUGCUGUCUAGUGUGCGCGCCAAGCUGGGGCGGGCGUCGACAGAGGAAGAGGGCAAAUUGCCGGUCGUUGUCGACACCACCGGAGAGAAGUCCCCUAGAGAUCCCGAGAUCAACGAUGCGUCUGCCGUCAAUGGCCAGGCUGAUAGGCCCGGGAAGGACUUGCAGGAGGGUGUACGGGAAAUCGAGGCCGUGACGUUGACCUGGAGCAAGACGACGCUGAUUGCUGUCUUCAUCAAUAUCUGGAUGCUCUAUCUCGUCAACGCGUUCCAGUACAACAUUCUACAAAGCCUAGUUCCUUACGUCACGAGCGAUUUCCAGGAGCACUCGCAGCUGAAUGUCAUCUACGUCGUCGCCAACGCCAUCCAGGCCGCCAUGUACAUCCCCUUGGCCAAGGUUUUGGAUGUCUGGGGAAGACCCACGGGCUUCAUCAUCAUGACUUGUCUUGCUACCCUGGGCAUGAUUCUCAUGGCUGCAUGCCAGAAUCUUCCCACUUUUUGCGCAGCCUUUGUUUUCUACCAGAUUGGUUUCAGCGGCAUCAUCUUCUGUGUCGACGUCGUCACCGCCGACUCCUCCAAAUUGAAGAAUCGGGGCUUGGCCUAUGCCUUCACCUCCUCGCCUUACAUUAUCACCGCCUUUGCCGGGCCAAAGGCUGCCGAGGACUUCCUCGCCAAUGUCACCUGGAGAUGGGGCUUUGGAUGCUUCGCCAUCAUCCUCCCUUUCGUCGCUGCGCCGCUGUACUUCAUGCUCAAGUUCAACCUCAAGAAGGCCCAGAAGCACGGCGUGCUCCCCAGAGAAAAGAGCGGCAGGGCGUGGCUGCAGAGCAUUUGGUACUAUACCGUGGAAUUCGACGCCCUUGGAGUCUUCCUCUUUUCUGCGGGUCUCACCGUGUUCCUCCUUCCAUUUUCGCUUGCAGCCGAGGCCCCCAACGGCUGGGCGUCCGGAUACAUCAUCGCCAUGAUUAUCGUUGGCUUCGUGGUCCUGUGCGCCUUUGUCGUCUACGAGUGGCGGCUGGCACCUACGCCCAUGUUUACCUUCGGCCUCCUAUCCGACCGCACCGUGAUCGGAGCAUGCCUGCUCAGCGCAACAUACCAGAUCUCGUAUUACUGCUGGGCCAACUAUUUCAGUUCCUUCCUCCAGGCUGUCAACAACCUGGGCGUCGCCGAGGCCGGCUACGUCAGCAACACCUUCAGUGUGGUCUCGGGCGUGCUCCUGAUCCUGGUCGGCUUCUCCAUCCGCAAGACCGGCUACUUCAAGUGGCUCUUGUACAUCGCUGUCCCGCUCUACAUCUUUGCCCAAGGCUUGAUGAUCCACUUCCGGCGUCCCGACCAGUCGGUCGGCUUCCUGAUCAUGUGCGAGGUCUUCAUCUCCAUUGGCGGCUGCAUCUUCAUCAUCGUUCAGCAGGUCGCCAUGCUCGCCGCCGUCGACCACCAGCACGUCGCUGUCGCCCUCUCCCUCCUGUUCGUCGUCGGCACCACCGGCGGCGCCAUUGGCUCGACCGUCUCGGGCGCCGUUUGGACAAACACCUUCUACAAGGCUCUCCAGGAGUACCUGCCCGAGUCGGCCCUGGAGAACAUUGACAUGAUCUACGCCGACUUGACAACUCAGCUUAGCUAUGAGGUGGGGACCCCUGAGCGGCUUGCCAUUCAGGAGGCGUAUGGAUAUGCCCAGACGAGGAUGCUGGCUGCCGGCACAUCUUUCAUGAUCCUGGGCAUCGUUGCUGUGCUCCUGAUUAGGAACAUCAACGUCGCCAAGGUCCAGCAAGUGAAGGGUACCGUCUUUUGAGGUGAUUGUAUUCCCAUGCAUGCCCUUGAGGGCCAUACUGUGAACUUGAAGCCGUUUGGAAAGGAGAAGGGGUAGUAGGCAGCGGGAGGAGAAAUAUGAGGAACAUGAUACCAUGUAAUAUAGCGAGUACUUAGUCGUUCCGGUGUAACAAUUACCCGGACGUAUGCCAUUUGGACUUGCCCCAUGCAG